GCUCAGCAGCAGAGUUCAGUCGAGUGUGCUGGUUAAGUUGCAAUCAGGAGAGCAGGGAAGCAGAAGAGGAAGAGAAGAUGGAGGACGGCGAGAUAGUGGAGGCAGUGGCAAUGGAAGAAGACAUGCAAUUCUCUUCCUACGAAUCACUCAAAGAAACCAAAUCCUCUGUAGAGGAAAUCAUUUCCCAACUCCUCUCUAUGAAAAGAGAGUCCAAAUCCAAAUCUCAACUCCCCGAAUUCAUCGCUCAAAUGUUCCUCAACUUCGUCAAUCUCCGCCAGGUCAAUAGGUCGAUUUUGCUAGAGGAAGAUAAAGUGAAAGCGGAGACGGAGAAAGCAAAAGCUCCGGUGGACUUUACGACUUUGCAGUUACAUAAUUUGAUGUAUGAGAAGAGCCAUUAUCUUAAAGCUAUAAAAGCUUGUAAGGAUUUUAGAUCUAAAUAUCCUGAUAUUGAACUUGUAAAUGAAGAUGAGUUUUUUCGCGAUGCUCCUCAGCAUAUUAAAGGGUCAAAUUUGUCUACUGAUACUUCGCAUAAUUUGAUGCUGAAGAGACUAAAUUACGAGCUUCAUCAGAGAAAAGAGCUGUGUAAGUUGCGUGAGAAACUGGAACAGAAGAAGAAAGGUUUGUUGGAGACUAUUGCGAAUAGGAAGAAGUUCUUGUUGAGUUUGCCGUCGCAUCUUAAAUCGCUUAAGAAAGCUUCAUUGCCAGUACAGAAUCAGUUAGGGGUUCUGCAUACCAAGAAAUUAAAGCAGCAUAACUUGGCGGAGUUACUUCCGCCUCCACUUUAUGUGAUUUACUCGCAGUUGUUGGCGCAAAAGGAAGCAUUUGGAGAAUGUAUUGAUCUGGAGGUGGUGGGAAGUGUUAAAGAUGCUCAAUCAUUUGCUCGUCAGCAAGCGAAUAAGGACAGCAGUAUAUCUACCAAUGUAGAGACUUCCAGGUUGGAGGACGAUGCACCUGAUGAGGAAGAUGAUGGUCAAAGAAGGAGAAAGAGGCCAAAGAGGGUUCAAAGCAAAGAGGGCGUUGAUCAGGCAGGAUCAUAUCAAGCUCAUCCGCUCAAGGUUUUUCUCCAUAUAUUUGACGAUGAGGUUUCUGAUCCAAAAUCUGCGAAGCUCAUUACUCUGAAGUUUGAAUACUUGCUGAAGUUGAAUGUUGUAUGUGUUGGGGUUGAAGGGUCACUUGAAGGACCAGAAAAUAACAUCUUAUGCAACUUAUUUCCCAAUGACACUGGAGCUGAGCUGCCUCAGCAGUCAGCAAAGCUCAUUGUAGGUGACAACCUUGCAUUUGAUGAAAGGAGAACUUCACGUCCAUAUAAGUGGGUCCAGCAUUUGGCAGGAAUUGAUUUCUUACCAGAGACAGCCCCGUUACUCGGCGACCUUGAAACUGCAAGCAGUGAAACUGCUAAAAACGAGAUUGUUUUAUCUGGAUUGUCACUGUAUCGCCAACAGAAUCGGGUGCAGACAGUUGUGCAAAGAAUUCGCUCUCGGAAAAGGGCUCAGCUGGCUCUUGUGGAACAACUUGAAUCGCUUAUGAAGCUUGAAUGGCCUCCUCAGAAUUGUGAAAGUGUUCCAUGGGUUUUGCAUACACCUUUAUGCAAUUUACAUGGCUGGUCGCCAGCAGGGCCUCCACCUAAUCAAGCUUCAACUUUGGCUGUUACUGAUACGAAUAUAGUUCAGGAACCAAUAGAUGUCAAUAUGGAUGGAAGAUUGGAGAGUGCUAGGGAAGAUGGGGAGCUUCCAUCUCUAAUUGCAGCUGCUUCUGCUGUGAAUGAUGUUAAGCUUACUCCAAAAGUAUCUACUCUAGAGCAUUCCAGGCAGCUGAGUUUAAUGUCGAAGAGCAUUAUAUCACCAAUUAGUAAGGUGAAAUCACAAAGUUUCAAGAAACAUGAUGAAGAUUUUGAUCUCUUGCUGGAUACUGAUAGUGAUUUGGACGAGCUUUCACAAAUUGAGCCAGAGGGAGAAACCGACGCUUCUAUUAAAUACAAUGAAAUGGCUGAAAAGUCAUGGGUGGAUUAUGGGGUUAAAGAAUAUACUCUUGUCUUAAUAAGGAAAAAGGAUGACGGAGAGAAGAAAGUAAAGUUAGAAGCAAAGGUUAAAAUCAGCAUGGAGUAUCCUCUUAGGCCUCCUCUCUUUGGCUUGAGUCUGUACAGUGCUGCAGAAAAUCAUGAUGAGAAUAAUGGCUCUGAACGGUACAAUGAACUUCGAGCCAUGGAAGCUGAGGUAAAUCUUUAUAUAUUAAAGCUGCUACCUUUGGAUCAAGAAAAUCAUGUCUUAGCUCAUCAAGUGCGCUAUCUUGCAAUGUUGUUUGACUAUUUAAUGGAUGAGGCAUCUCCAAGUGCAAAAUGUACUUCUGUUGUCGAUGUUGGCUUGUGUAAACCAGUUAGUGGUAGUCUUCUUGCUAGAUCAUUUAGAGGGAGGGAUCGCAGGAAGAUGAUAUCCUGGAAGGACAUGGAAUGCACCUCUGGCUACCCAUACUAGCAAUAGAAUCUUGGGGCAUGCAGGUGAACUUGUUACCACAAACUACUGCUGCUACCAAUCAGCUGGGGGUAGGAAUAAGCAUUAGAGGGAGGUGAUAUUUACCUUUACUAGACUACAUUGUUCUUGCAAAGGACCAUUUUGGGUGCGCAUUCUACUUAAAUUGAUGGAUCUGCGAAACGCAACACAUUAAAACUCUUUUGCAAGGGGCUAUUGUAUCAUGUACUGCUUUGUGGAUCUCGGGGCACCAAAAUAGGAAUUUCCCGGUGUAGCAUGUGCUGACUGCAUAUAAUUUCCCACUUAGGAGCUGAAUGUUGUGAUUUUUCCAGAUUCUGAAGAGUCGAGGAUUUCAUGGCAUAAACUUGAUAUGGACAUGCAAAUUUGUAAUGUUUGUGGAACUUCAUUGCUGCAAUAAAAUUGUGCGAGAUACAGUUCUGAACCGGGCCAGUUUUGCAGAUGGAUACGGCUCAGAUUAUGAAUGUUGUCGGGAAUGGCAUUGUAAGGCAGGAGGUUUAUUUAUCUAUCAUUUUAUGUUCGUAACUGUGGUAUCUCGUGAAAACAUGUGAUUAGCUGAAAAGCUAUAUUUAUACCAUCCAUGAGACUGGAAUAGCCAUUUUAAGAA
Messenger RNA from Populus trichocarpa (black cottonwood), 3090 nucleotides. RefSeq names its product THO complex subunit 5B. Gene Ontology annotation, cellular component: THO complex part of transcription export complex. The record is from RefSeq and is a predicted model, not a curated record. NCBI's taxonomy places the organism in Eukaryota, Viridiplantae, Streptophyta, Magnoliopsida, Malpighiales, Salicaceae. Gene Ontology annotation, molecular function: mRNA binding. Gene Ontology annotation, biological process: mRNA export from nucleus; positive regulation of DNA-templated transcription, elongation. Bases 78 to 2471 code for a protein of 797 amino acids. The transcript is spliced from 8 exons.